This is a messenger RNA of Quercus robur (English oak), 2209 nucleotides long. RefSeq names its product rop guanine nucleotide exchange factor 1-like. The coding region runs from base 272 to 1915 and encodes 547 amino acids. Gene Ontology annotation, molecular function: guanyl-nucleotide exchange factor activity. The record is from RefSeq and is a predicted model, not a curated record. The transcript is spliced from 6 exons. Lineage: Eukaryota; Viridiplantae; Streptophyta; Magnoliopsida; Fagales; Fagaceae.
CAUGAUUGAUUGCGAAACAAACGCAAGUUUGAGACAAAGGAGAGAGAAAAAGACAGAGAAGCACGUAUCACUCACUCUCAGUGCCAGUACAGUAGAAGCAGUACCAUCAACUUUAUUUGCUUUUCUGUUAUCACUCUGCUCAGCCCCUUUACUCUGAGAGACCAUAAAUUUUGUGUACAGUUCAAUCUAUAAUUCGAUCAUCAUAAUCAUAGGGAAAAAUGUACGGUUAUUAUGAUCCUUGAUUCGCUUUGUGUUUGAUCUUCUUGAUCAAAUGGGGAGUGUUUCGUCAGAAGAUGAGCUCGAACGAUUGAGCGAGCGCUUCGAGAGCUACAGUAUCAGUGCGGACGUCAGCGAGUCCGAGAGUUCCGGUGGUGGCUUUUUGUGUCGGCCCUACUACGAUCACGAUUGCGAUACAGAGCCUUCUUCGCUCGCCGGACCAGACUUCUCCGAUAAUUCAGCUUUUCCGGCGCAGGUUCCGGUGACUUUGCCGGUGAUUGGCGGCAGACACGUCGUGAUUCCGGCGGAGGACGAGACUGAGAAACCGGAGAGAGAGUUAACUGAAUUAGAGUUGAUGAAAGAGCGGUUUGCCAAGCUUCUGCUCGGAGAAGAUAUGUCAGGUGGAGGGAAGGGAGUUUGUACUGCUCUUGCUAUCUCUAAUGCCAUCACAAAUCUCUCUGCUACUGUGUUUGGAGAGCUGUGGAAGCUGGAGCCAUUGGCUCCACAGAAGAAAUCAAUGUGGUGUCGAGAAAUGGAAUGGCUUUUAUGUGUGAGUGACUCCAUUGUAGAGCUCAUUCCAUCUGUGCAAGAAUUCCCAGGUGGUGGGACCUUUGAGGUUAUGGUAACUCGGCCUCGUUCAGACCUAUAUGUGAACCUUCCGGCACUCAAAAAACUAGAUGCAAUGCUGCUUGGCAUUCUUGAUGGGUUUCACGAUUCUGAGUUUUAUUAUGUUGAUCGUGGGAUAAUUGUUGCUGGAACUAAUGACAUAGAUACAUAUCAUUUAUCUACAUCCCCUGUUAGAACUUCAAUUAGGCAUCAAGAGAAAUGGUGGCUCCCCUUCCCUAAGGUCCCACCAAAUGGCUUAUCUGAAGAUGUAAGGAAAAAAUUGCAGCACUCCAGGGAAUGCACAAAUCAGAUCCUUAAGGCUGCCUUGGCAAUUAAUAGCAGUGUUCUGGCUGAGAUGGAUAUCCCAGUUGCUUACUUGGACAGCUUGCCCAAGAGUGGAAAAGCUUGUUUAGGAGAAAUCAUAUAUCGUUACAUUACUGCCGAGCAAUUCUCCCCCGAGUGCCUUCUUGAUUAUUUAGACCUUUCAUCAGAGUACACCACUCUGGAUAUAGCAAACAGGAUUGAGGCUGCUGUGCACAUUUGGAGGCAGAAGUAUCCAAAAGGUCAUUCAAUUCAUGCAAAGGCUGGAAAGUCAUCAUGGGGUGGCAAGGUUAAGGGCUUUGUAGGUGAUAUAGAAAAGAGUAAGCUUCUAGCAUAUCGGGCUGAGACCCUCUUACAGAAUUUAAGGCUACGGUUCCCCGGCCUCCCACAGACUGCUUUGGACAUGAGCAAGAUUCAGUAUAAUAAGGAUGUUGGGCAGUCAAUCCUUGAGAGCUAUUCCAGAGUGAUGGAGAGCUUAGCCUUCAACAUAAUGGCAAGGAUUGAUGAUCUCCUAUAUGUAGAUGAUGCCACUAAGCAACGUGCAGCAGCAGAGUCAACUUCUCUGUAUGACCGGGAAAGGUUUGGUUGUUCUCUUCCCAAACAGAAGUGGAUGUCACAGAGCCCCUUCUCAACUCAACACUCACCGUGUGCUUCUCCAUUCGCAAUACCAGCAUUCCAUUCCAGUCAAACAGCUGGAAGCCCCAGUAGAAGGACGCAUCAUGCUGUAAAGAGUUUGAGAGGAAAUAUGUCAUCGAGUGCUUCGAGUCCUUAAAAGCAGUCAUGAACCUGGGCGGAAGACCACAGCAUAUGCAUUGCACUUGAGUUUGGCUAAUCAGAUUGCAUGAUGGGGCUGUUGAAGCAGAUGUAUUUUUGGAGCAAAAGCAGCUUUGAAACCGGAAAGCAAUUAUGAAGGUGAAAACAAUGCACUCAGAACUUGGAUAGGGCUUAAGCUACUCAACAAUUUCAAGAUAGUUGCACGAUGAGAUAUUUAGUCAAAGCGGCAUUUCAAGCUCCUGAAUUUGAGCUUUAAAUUCUUUUCCUCAAAUAUAAUAACUUUUUGUCAUUA